Molecule: messenger RNA, 1865 nt
Organism: Cuscuta epithymum
Lineage: Eukaryota; Viridiplantae; Streptophyta; Magnoliopsida; Solanales; Convolvulaceae
Source: the annotation of a GenBank genome assembly
GCCGUUGUUUCCUCCGGCGGUGAGAUCUAUCGAAUCGGCAAAGUGCGUCUUCAGAUUUGAAAGCCAAGAUCAACUUUGUGGCAACGAUAGAUUCCUGUCGACCCUAAGAAGAAUUGGAGCGUUGGUGUAGGGAGGAAGGCAGGGAGUUGGUGUAGGUGGUGGCGGUCGGGCCAAGCGACGACGAUUGCCAGGUGGUGGUGGUGAUUGAUGGUGAAGGGUUGCAGGCAGUAGUCAUUGGCAGGGAGCUUGGAGGCUGUGGGAGGCUGGAGAGGUCAGACCAGCAGAGAGGGAAGGAUAGUCACUGACGUGACAGUUGGUGACCGUAGUGUAGUGGCAGCUCACCGGCGUUGACGACAGGUGGUGGUGCCAGGCGGUGGUGGUUACUUUAGACCGGACCCUAAAGGUGGGGCGUUGUAUUUAAUGCUCCGUACUCCAUAGCUGAUGGGUUAGCUUAUCACAAUUUUUCUAUAGCUGGACGUUCUUCAUCGAUCUCGCUCUCUCAAAGAAAUACCCCCUCAGAUCGUAUCCUAUCCAUAUAUCCUUAUCGGAUAGCAUCUGAUCGAAAGGGGCUUCUAGGGUAAAAUACGGAAUGACGCAGCAAACGGCUUCUUCAGAGGUUAACGAAAACAAUGAAAGAUCGACGGCGGGAAACCAAUCAGAAAAAGAUCUAAACAGUUGGUUACCUAUCACUGCUUCGAGGGAGGCAAAAUGGUGGUACUCCACCUUCCACAACGUCACUGCAAUGGUCGGAGCUGGUGUUCUUGGUUUGCCCUUCGCCAUGUCACAACUUGGCUGGACUUGUGGAAUCUUAGCCAUUAUCUUGUCAUGGGUGGUAACACUAUACUCAUUGUGGCAACUUGUGGAUCUUCACGAGGCGGUCCCCGGGAAGCGGUUUGAUCGGUACCCGGAGCUGGGAGAGCACGCUUUCGGGCCGCGCCUCGGCUACUGGACGGUGAUGCCAUCACAGAUGCUUGUCCAAGUAGGAUCCGACAUUGUCUACAAUGUCACCGGAGGCAAAUCUAUCAAGAAGGCGGCAGAAAUUUUAUUCCCAAAAUUUCAAAUCAGACAAACUUACUACAUCGUCUUCUUCACAGUGGUCCAGUUCGUCCUGUCCCAAGCUCCAAACUUCAACUCUAUAAAGGGCUUGUCUCUGCUCGCUGCUAUCAUGUCUUUCAGUUACUCAAUGAUAGCAUUUGUGACAUCACUGUUGAAGGGAUCGCACCACCACCCCUCCAGCUACGGCACGAGGCCGGACACGGCGGCCGGAAAAGUGUUCAACGCGUUCAAUGCCAUGGGGACAAUCGCAUUCGCAUUUGCCGGGCACAGUGUGGCCCUGGAAAUCCAGGCCACCAUUCCUUCAUCGCCGGAGGCUCCAUCGAAAAAGCCGAUGUGGAAGGGCGUCAUUUGGGCUUAUGUCAUCGUCUUCAUCUGCUACGUCUCCGUGGCGGCGUCGGGUUUCUGGGCGUUCGGAGAUCUGGUGGAAGAUGACAUUCUUAUCUCUCUUGAAAGGCCUUCAUGGCUCAUCGCAGUAGCUAAUGUCAUGGUCUUUAUCCAUGUGCUCGGAAGCUAUCAGGUUUUCGCUAUGCCGGUAUUCGACGCACUUGAAGCAUAUGUGGUGAUAAAUCUUGGAUUCACUCCUUCGGCCUACAUUCGCCUAUUCGCACGGAGUGCUUACGUUGCGUUUGUGGGGCUCGUAGCUGUUUGCGUUCCGUUCUUCGGUGGGCUGCUCGGUUUUUUUGGAGGCCUCGUUUUCUCGGCAACGUCCUACUUCAUGCCUUGCAUCAUAUGGCUCAUCAUAAAGCGACCAAAAAAGUGGAGUUUUCAUUGGCUUGCAUCUUGGGUCUCGAUAAUUGUUGGAGUCUUGA